Molecule: messenger RNA, 1956 nt
Organism: Aspergillus clavatus NRRL 1
Lineage: Eukaryota; Fungi; Ascomycota; Eurotiomycetes; Eurotiales; Aspergillaceae
Product: methionine--tRNA ligase MES1
Exons: 2
Coding region: 1-1956 (651 amino acids)
Biological process (GO): methionyl-tRNA aminoacylation
Cellular component (GO): cytosol; aminoacyl-tRNA synthetase multienzyme complex
Molecular function (GO): ATP binding; methionine-tRNA ligase activity
Source: RefSeq, a predicted model, not a curated record
AUGGCUUCAGAAACCAAGAUUCUGCCCAAAAAGGGCGAGCGAAAUAUCCUCAUUACCAGUGCUCUGCCCUAUGUGAACAAUGUGCCUCAUCUGGGCAACAUCGUGGGCUCCGUCCUCAGUGCUGAUGCUUUUGCUAGAUACCACAAGGCCUGUGGACGACAGACUCUCUACAUCUGUGGAACAGACGAGUACGGGACCGCAACGGAGACGAAAGCUUUGGAGGAGAAGGUGACUCCGGAGGAGCUCUGCGCCAAAUACAACAAGAUUCACCAGGAAGUUUACGAGUGGUUCGAGAUUGGAUUCGACCAUUUCGGCCGCACUCCUACCAAGCAGCAUACCGAAAUCUCGCAGGCCAUCUUCAAAAGACUCUACGACAAUGGUUACCUGACGGAGAAGACUGCUGAACAGCCAUACUGUGAAACCCAUGGGUCGUUUUUGGCGGAUCGCUAUGUCGAGGGAGAGUGCCCCCGAUGCCACUACGAAGAUGCGCGCGGAGACCAGUGCGACAAGUGCGGACAUUUGCUUGAUCCUUUUGACCUCAUCAAACCCCGUUGCAAGCUGGAUGGAGCCACACCCGUCCGCCGCCCCACGAAACACAUCCACCUUCUUCUGGACAAGUUGCAGCCGGAGAUCGAGAAAUGGGUUCUUCCUGCCAUGGAGGAGGGCAACUGGCCCAAAAACUCUCGGGAUAUUACCAAAGCCUGGCUUAAGGAAGGCUUGAAGGAUCGUGGUAUUACGAGAGAUCUUAAAUGGGGUGUUCCCGUUCCCCUUCCCGGGUUCGAGAAUAAGGUUCUUUAUGUGUGGUUUGAGGCCUGCAUUGGUUAUCCCUCAAUCACAGCCAACUAUACUUCAGAGUGGGAGCAGUGGUGGCGCAACCCGGAAGAGGUCCAGCUGUAUCAGUUCCUUGGUAAGGACAAUGUACCCUUUCACAGUGUGAUUUUCCCUGGCUGCGAACUGGGCACCAAGGACAAAUGGACCAUGCUGCACCAUCUCAGUACCGCCGAAUACCUAAACUAUGAAGGAGGCAAGUUCAGCAAGUCUCGAGGAAUCGGUGUCUUUGGAAAUAAUGCCAAGCAGACCGGCGUUCCCCCAGAUGUCUGGCGGUACUAUCUCCUGAAGAACCGUCCUGAGACUGGCGACACUCAAUUUGAGUGGCGUGCGUUUGUUGAUUGCAACAACAGUGAAUUGCUGGCUAAACUGGGCAACCUGGUUAACCGUGUUGUUAAGCUGGUCGCGGCGUCUUAUAACUCCAUCAUCCCCGAAUUUACUGUUCCUGAGAGCUUCCAGCCAAACUUGGAUGAAAUCACUUCUACUCUUCGCCAAUAUAUUGAAGAGAUGGAAGAUGUCCACCUGCGUGCUGGUGUCAACACCGCGAUGAGGCUUGCGGAGGCCGGCAAUGGUCUUAUCCAGGCCAACCGACUAGACAACACUCUUAUUGCGAAUGAACCCGAGCAUGCCGCGGCAGUUGUGGGAACUGUCAUGAAUUUGAUCUACCUUCUAUCCAGUGUCUUUGCUCCUUAUCUUCCCGCGACCUCCAAGUCCAUCCUCGAGCAGCUUAAUGCACCUUUCGCAGUGAUUCCAUCUCUCGAUGAUAUCAAGGAUGGGUGGAAACCAUCGGCUUUGAAGGGAGGCCACAAGAUCGGCAAGGCCAAGUACCUCUUCUCUCGCAUUGACCCGAAGAAGGCCGACGAAUGGCGUGAGAUGUUUGGUGGAUCCCAGGCAGACCGACAGAAGAAGGAAGACGAAGCUGCCAAGAUCGCUGCGAAGAAGGCAGCCAACAAGGCAAGCAAACUGAAGAAGAAGGAGAAGAAAGCAGCUCAGGCUGCUGUCGGCGGUGUUGAAGCCUCCGCUAAGGGAGGCGCAGAAGCAACCGAUGUCACUACUGAGGGCAAGAAUGAUGAGGCGGUGGAGAAGAUUGUGGACGGCGUGGCGCAAGUUACGAUUCCGACAUCGUAA